GAGUUGAUUUGAUUGACUAUGACCGGGAAUUACGAGGAAGAAUGAAUGAAGCUGACAAGGUUGUUAGCCGUCAUGACUACAUUAAUAAAGCUUGUUAGGAGUUAGGAGGAGGAGACUGUGUUGUCUGUGAUUGUGUCAUUGUGUGAUUGUGAUGUAAUGUGCAUAGCAGCCCCUAACCAAACCCAAAAGCCAAAAUCUACCCACCUAUCUACCCUCUCACCUUCCAUUUCGGUGAAGCUGAAAACAACUACUACUCAACGCAACCAACAAAGACAACAACAUAGAACAAACAACCUUAAUGAUGGAGAUACCACAUGGGUGUUGGGAAAUGUGGGUCGAAGAGGCACUUGGGACACUUAAUUCUCUCAAAGUACUUCGGUCUCUGAGACCCAUUUGCCUCCGGAAGGAUGAGCCACCUUCACAUUGUCUGGAAUCUGCGGUUGGUGAAGGUGCACUCCAGGUGUUCGAUGAAAUGCAGCAGUGGGAUAGGUCAUCUGUGGAAGUGGAGAUGAGUGAGGCCACGUUUAGUAGAUGGAUGAAUGACACCCCAAGUUCUGGUGAUGACAUUAUUCAUAGUGCAGUUGCUGGUGAUGAUGAACCAAGGGCAUUUUGUGACAAGUUUAAAAAAUUAAUUUUGUUUUCCGGAAAUGAUUAUCUAGGAUUGAGUUCCCAUCCGACUAUUGGAAGGGCUGCUGCAAAGGCAGCUCAAGAACAUGGGAUGGGACCAAGGGGUUCUGCCCUUAUUUGUGGAUAUACCAAUUAUCAUAGGCUGCUAGAGUCAAGCUUGGCAGAUUUGAAAAACAAAGAGGAUUGCCUUCUUUGUCCCACAGGGUUUGCUGCUAAUAUGGCCUUCAUGACAGCAUUAGGAAGCAUAGCUUCUCUCUUAGCUGGGAAUAAAUUACCUUCAGAUGAUGAAAUGAUUGCAGUAUUUUCUGAUGCAUUAAACCAUGCGUCAAUAAUUGAUGGUCUUCGUCUUGCUGAGCGGCAAAAAGGUGUUAAAGUGUACAUAUAUAAACAUUGUGACAUGUCGCACCUCAAUGUGCUCUUAUCUCAAUGCAGAAUGAGGAGGAAAGUUGUGGUGACUGACAGUUUGUUUAGCAUGGAUGGAGACUAUGCACCAAUGGUUGAGCUUGCAGAACUUCGCAAGAAGCAUGACUUUUUGUUAGUCAUUGAUGAUGCUCAUGGAACAUUUGUUUGUGGACAAAACGGUGGUGGUGUUGCUGAGGAGUUCAACUGUGAAAAGGAUGUUGACGUAUGCAUUGGUACUCUAAGUAAAGCUGCUGGCUGCCAUGGAGGAUUUAUAGCAUGCAGCAAAAGCUGGAAGCUAUUAAUACAGUCAAGAGGUCGUUCAUUCAUAUUUUCAACUGCUACACCAGUCCCAGUUGCUGCUGCUGCUCACGCUGCUGUUGGAGUAGCAAAACUUGAGACAUGGCGUAGAAAGGCUAUAUGGAACCGUGUGAAAGACUUUCAUUCACUUACAGGAAUCCCUGUUACAAGUCCCAUUAUAUCUCUAAUAGUAGGCAGUGAAGACAAAGCACUGCAAGCAAGCCGGUUUUUAUUGCAAUCUGGAUUCCACGUGACUGCAAUCAGACCACCAACUGUGCCACCUAACUCUUGCAGGCUGCGAGUGACCCUAAGCGCAGUUCAUACAAGGCAAGAUUUGGAAAAUCUCUCAGCUGCACUCUCCCGUUGCAUAAAUUUUCAGGACACCCGCAUAUAUAGCAGCAAUGGCUAUGCAAGAUUGUAGCUUUUGAUAUUCUUUCAAAAUGAACUGCACCAAUGUGAUUGAUUGCCUAUAACCGGAAAUAAGUACACAGUAGCUUUAUCAGCAGUUCAAUUCAAUUAGAUUCCAUUUAUAGUGGCUGCUUCUUCCCUCAUUGUAAGUAGCCUCAAACUUAAGAGGGGUGAAUUGAGUUUUUUUGUCUUAGCCAAGGUAUUUUCA
Lotus japonicus is the source of this 1942-nucleotide messenger RNA. Its product is annotated as 8-amino-7-oxononanoate synthase-like. Gene Ontology annotation, molecular function: pyridoxal phosphate binding. The coding region runs from base 299 to 1747 and encodes 482 amino acids. The transcript has 11 exons. The record is from RefSeq and is a predicted model, not a curated record. Gene Ontology annotation, biological process: biosynthetic process. NCBI's taxonomy places the organism in Eukaryota, Viridiplantae, Streptophyta, Magnoliopsida, Fabales, Fabaceae.